AUGGAAUUAGAUUUGUCCUCCAAUACAUUGAGUGGAACAAUUCCACUUGAGAUUUCAAACAUGAGGGCACUUACACUCUUGAAUUUAUCAAGAAAUCAAAUUUCAGGAAACAUCCCUGAAUCUAUGGGUGGCUUGAAGACUUUGUUGAACCUAUCUUUGGCUCACAACAAAUUCCAGGGGCCUAUUCCUAAAUCACUUGGUGGCAUGAUAAGUAUUGAGUUCUUGGAUCUUUCUCAAAAUUAUUUGUCUGGUGUGAUUCCAAAGUCCUUAGAGUCUCUUGUCUAUAUGAAAUUGAAUAUAAUGAUUGAUGUGGCUUCAGCACUAGAAUAUCUUCAUAGUGGUUCCUCUACACCAGUGGUUCAUUGUGAUGUGAAGCCAAGCAAUGUUUUAUUGGAUGAAAAUAUGGUGGCACAUCUCAGUGAUUUUGGUAUUGCCAAAUUAUUAGGUGACACAGAAUCAGAAAUUUACACCAAGACUUUGGCUACAAUUGGCUAUAUGGCACCAGAGUAUGGAUCAAAAGGAGCUAUUUCUAGUAAAGGAGAUGUGUAUAGUUAUGGCAUUUUGCUCAUGGAAAUGCUGACGAGGAAAAAUCCAACAGAUGACCUGUUUAAUGAAAGUCUAAGUUUGAAGGAUUGGGUUAGCAAAUCAACUCCUCAUUCAAUAAUCAACAUUUUAGAUGUCAUUUGCUGCAAGGAGACAAUCAAAAUAUUGGCAAAAUAUUGUCACAUGUGUCAUCAAUAUUGA
Messenger RNA from Prosopis cineraria, 744 nucleotides. Its product is annotated as LRR receptor-like serine/threonine-protein kinase FLS2. Lineage: Eukaryota; Viridiplantae; Streptophyta; Magnoliopsida; Fabales; Fabaceae. Bases 1 to 744 code for a protein of 247 amino acids. Gene Ontology annotation, biological process: protein phosphorylation. The transcript has 3 exons. The record is from RefSeq and is a predicted model, not a curated record. Gene Ontology annotation, molecular function: protein kinase activity; ATP binding; protein binding.